UAUCUCCUGAACAAGGAAGUGCUCUUCCUUUGCCACUUAGUUGUUGUACUUCCAUUUUUACAUUUAUAUAACCAUGAUCAGCUUUUUUGAGUUCAAAUUAGCCCAUUGCUAUUGUAUGGUAUGAUAAUAGAAAUUUAGCUUUUGGUGGUGGUAAUCAUGUAUUUUGCCAAUUUUCUUUCCAUAUGUGACUUUUGUAUGCGAAAUAAUCUAAUUCUUCACGAUGAAUCUUUUUUAAUCACAUUAAGUGUUCAAAUGACCAUUGUGGCUAGGGUUGUGCAUUUAGUCGGUUCAGUCGGUUUGGUCCAAGGGUUUUUAAAAUUGCAAUUUGGCUCCAAUUAGAACUAUUCUUAAAGGUCGUAUAGCGCACUUCUCUCUUCCUAUAUAAAGCAUUAAGUAACAACAUAUCACAAUCCAAAGCAAACUCUAAAAUGUGAUCCCCUGAAUCAUUCCUAUCACCAUAGUUAAACCCACCAUGGACCCUCUCAAAACUUUCAGCCUCCUUCCUGUCAUGGCCAUUUUAGCCACCUCCUAUAAAAAACUUUUUCAUUGCUCAGUAUUCCCUGAACAAUCCCAUCCAAAGUCCUUCCAAAACUCAUUUUUUACCUGCUCGCUGAAACCUACUUGUGGGGUGUAGACACUAAUGGCAUUAAAAAUCUCCUCUUUUAAAAUUCAUAAUUUUGGGUUUCUAUUUAUCAAAUGGAGCCAACCAAAUUGGUCAGAAAAACUGAAUUAACAUAUGUUUAUGUUUUUGAUUUGGCUAAAUUGAUUGGUUACGGGAGAAGCUUCAUUGUAAAACUGAGUGUACAUGAGUGACAAAUUAUGCAAAGAAACUAUGCAGGCAACGAUUUCGUUGAAGAUUGAAAAAUCAGUCAUUGUUCGAGAUUUAUUUUACAAUCAACCAGUUCGUAGGAAGUACAUUCAGUCCAGUCUAAAAAAGGUGCUGCAUUCUGUAAAGAAAUGCGUGCUUCGAACUGCUCUAGUGAACCCAGAGAUUCUAUUCAAAGUAGUUGACCUUGAAAGUGAGGCUGAGCUGCUUCGCACGUUGCCAUCUUCAUCUCCUUUGCACCUGAUUUCUAUUUUUUUCGGGGAUGAGGUUUCUGGUUCCCUGCAAGAGAUAACUUUUUCUGAUAGAGAUAUAAAAUUUUCUGGCUACAUAUCCAGCCCAAGAGAUGCUUUCUCCACAAAGGCUUUUCAGUAUGUCUAUAUCAAUUCGAGGUUUGUCUGCAAGGGCCCAAUUCAUAAUUUGCUCAACAGCUUGGCAUCUAGUUUACAGUCUUCCACAGAGAUUAAGUUUCACAGUGGAAAACGGCCUAGGACUCAAACAUACCCGGCGUAUAUUCUUAAUAUUUGCUGCCCUAUUUCAAUGUAUGAUUUAAUGUUUGAGCCUUCAAAGACAAUCCUAGAAUUCAAGGAUUGGACUGUUGUCUUGUCAGUUCUCAAGCAAGCGAUCUGGCAGCACUGGGAAAAGCUCCUGGCACAGCAGUCACAAGGAAAAGCUUUCGGCAACAAUAAUACAGUACCCAUAGAAAGUGAAAUUCAAAAUAAAGUUGCAUCAAAGAGUUGUACAAUAAGAAAAAGGAAAGAUUUUGUCCAGAGUCCUCAAAGUUCUUCUCAUCCAACAGCUAAAUCUUCAGUUGAUUUUAAGAACCAUAGACUAGCAAGAACUGUAAAAAGAUCACUUCCUGAGCUUAAACCAUGCAGAAGCAACAGUGGUGAUGUUUGGCAAACAAAUUGCUCUUCUCAAGGUCAAAUUGCUGAUAAGGAGGUUUCUUUCAGUUUCAAAGAGGAUCACAUGGGGUGUGCUAAGAUUUGUAGUGGGAUGCCUGCCUCCAAUUCUGAUUCUGCCUUCAUGAAAGAUUCUAUCUUCUCUUUUGAGAAGGCAAAUUUGGACACAAAUUGUUUACGAUUGAGAUGGGGUGAUAAUUCUUGUAGAGGUGAUAGGAGCCUUGAAGAUGUAUCAGCGCAAAUGUUGUAUAAUUGUGACCCUUGUUUUGUGAAGAAUAAUACAGAAGAUGCAUUUAGAUUAGUGGGCAGUGUUGGAUUUAACAAACCAGAUUUGAAAGCCAAUCGAGGGAUUGAAUCUGAGCAUCUCGACUCAGCAUCCUACUCCACUUGCAGUCCAGUUGAGUUUGAGCCUGGUCACUCAAAACAUUUACCUGUUCAUGACUUCAGGCAUUCUCCUGGUGUUGGUUAUGGCAGUAAGACUUCAAAGUUUGAGUUGAUGUGGCACCAGCAAGUUGGUGAUUCUGUCCUCGAAAAAUGCCAAGCAACCAGAGAAUUAGAUAUAUUGUUAGGUGAUUCACUAAACCCCUUUUCACCUGUUUAUUCAAGCUUCACUAAAAAUAGUAGCUUUCAUAGUAGUUUAAUCACCCAACUUUGGGGAAAUGGCUCCAAUUAUGUAUCUCGUGAGAUGGGAAGGUAUAUUGGAUCCCCAUAUUAUGCAUCUGGGAGAACACGGUUUGAUGAUUUUGCAUAUACCUACAAUUUUGAUGCAAAAUCAAUGUCUUUCGAGAAUGACUUUGGAAAGUCUGAUGGAGUGGAGAGAAGUUUCAAAAAUAUGUCUGCUAAUUCUCAGAGAACACUUUAUACCACAAGUUUCAAGGGCAGCAAAUUUAAUUAUUUAGAUCGCUUUAGUACUGAUAAGACUUUGUGCCAUGGGCAACCUUCAGAUGGCGUCAGCUUUGAAGUUAAGGUAAAUGAUGAUCCUGACAGAUGGUUUUUAGAUCAUUCUGAUGCAAUUUAUUCAGACAAUCCCAAAAGGCAUGCUUUCAAUGGCCAUAUGGAUGUGGCUGACAGCAUACUUAAGCACAAACAAGAUAAGCAGGAGACUCAAGAUUCUCGGCUGUCUCAUGGUUUUCUCAAUAUUAGAUCUGGGAGAAGUCAAUCAGCUCCACCAUUUUACAAGGGCAAAUGCAAGUUCUCCAUUGUAAAUACUUGUCAUCAUACGACAGUAGAAGGGAAAGAAAAUGUUGGUGUGAAGUUUAAACCAGGAACUAUAUAUUCAUCCAAGGAAUUGGCUCAACCUUCUAAUGCAUCUCAGCCUCUUCUUGAGACAAGCCUUGCUGAGAUUUCUUCGUGUUCCAGAGAAUCCAGUGGUAAAGUGUCAGUCACAAAAGCAACAGAUGAGGCGCUGGACAAUAAACAGCCUCAAAAAGCAGAUUAUAAUAACGCAAUAAACAAUGUUAAUGAAGAUGAAUUGAAAUAUGCAUCAGGAAAUUUAACAAAAUGGCGGAAUCAUGAUGCACAGCCUACAGGUGGAGAAAUGCAUCAUGAUAAUAAUGAUGAUAUUCUUGACAUUUCUUCCGGAUUGCUACAUCUUACUAGUAGUUCCUUAGUACCUGAUAGUAUCAGCAGAGAAUGCCUUGAGAAUGCAAGAGUUCUUUUUCAAGUGGAUAAAAAGUUCAUCCCAGUUAUAGCUGGCGACACGCUAAUCAUCAUAGAUCAGCAUGCUGCUGAUGAGCGAAUUCGUUUGGAAGAACUCCGUCGAAAGGUUCUAUCUGGUGAAGGGAACCAUAUCAGUUAUUUGGGUGAGGAGCAAGAUUUGAUUCUUCCUGAGAUAGGGUUCCAGAUAUUACAUAACUAUGCUGAUCAGAUACAGAAAUGGGGCUGGAUUUGCAACAUCCACACUGAGUGUUCAGAUUCAUUUGUGAAGAAUAUGAAUCUUAUGAACAAAAGGCCACAUGCUGUCUCCCUUUUAGCAGUACCCUGUAUUUUAGGGAUUGAUCUGACUGAUAAAGAUCUUUUAGAAUAUCUUGAGCAGCUUGCUGAGACAGACGGAUCAUCAACGCUGCCUCCUGCUGUUAUCCGUAUCCUCAAUUUCAAAGCUUGCAGAGGUGCUAUUAUGUUCGGGGAUUCCUUGUUACCCUCAGAAUGUUCUCUCAUAGUCGAUGAAUUAAAAGCAACAUCUUUAUGUUUCCAGUGUGCUCACGGCCGGCCAACGACAGCCCCGCUUCUCAACAUGGUAGCCCUACAUGAGCAGUUGACAUUGCUCGAGAUGCGACUCCGUGCCCCAGAGAACGAAUGGCACGGACUCAGCCAACACAGACCCAGCGUCAAGAGAGCACGGCAACGGUUAGCCUCUGCUAAAAGGUUCCAGAAAGGAUAGCGCCGAAGAGCGCACCACCAGAGGUUAGUCACAAAGACAAUUUUUUCCCCACCUAUUCAUUUGUAAAUGUAUCAUAAACAGAAACCAUUAGCACAUUGAUUUUACCUGUACAACCUGUAUUUCCAUUUGAUGCAAAUAAACAAGGUGUUUUUUU
This is a messenger RNA of Dioscorea cayenensis subsp. rotundata (Guinea yam), 4259 nucleotides long. Its product is annotated as DNA mismatch repair protein MLH3. Gene Ontology annotation, cellular component: mismatch repair complex. Gene Ontology annotation, molecular function: ATP hydrolysis activity; ATP binding; mismatched DNA binding. NCBI's taxonomy places the organism in Eukaryota, Viridiplantae, Streptophyta, Magnoliopsida, Dioscoreales, Dioscoreaceae. The record is from RefSeq and is a predicted model, not a curated record. Gene Ontology annotation, biological process: mismatch repair. The coding region runs from base 806 to 4105 and encodes 1099 amino acids. The transcript is spliced from 21 exons.